AUGGAGAGGGUCCAGGAGGAGGAGGAGAGCUGUGGAGAGGGUCCAGGAGGAGGAGGAGGAGAGCUGUGGAGAGGGUCCAGGAGGAGGAGGAGGAGGAGAGCUGUGGAGAGGGUCCAGGAGGAGGAGGAGGAGGAGAGCUGUGGAGAGGGUCCAGGAGGAGGAGAGCUGUGGAGAGGGUCCAGGAGGAGGAGGAGGAGAGCUGUGGAGAGGGUCCAGGAGGAGGAGGAGGAGAGCUGUGGAGAGGGUCCAGGAGGAGGAGGAGGAGAGCUGUGGAGAGGGUCCAGGAGGAGGAGGAGGAGAGCUGUGGAGAGGGUCCAGGAGGAGGAGGAGGAGGAGAGCUGUGGAGAGGGUCCAGGAGGAGGAGGAGGAGAGCUGUGGAGAGGGUCCAGGAGGAGGAGGAGGAGGAGAGCUGUGGAGAGGGUCCAGGAGGAGGAGGAGGAGAGCUGUGGAGAGGGUCCAGGAGGAGGAGGAGGAGAGCUGUGGAGAGGGUCCAGGAGGAGGAGGAGGAGAGCUGUGGAGAGGGUCCAGGAGGAAGAGAAGGAGGAGGAGGAGGGGGCGCUCUGA
Molecule: messenger RNA, 564 nt
Organism: Knipowitschia caucasica
Lineage: Eukaryota; Metazoa; Chordata; Actinopteri; Gobiiformes; Gobiidae
Source: the annotation of a GenBank genome assembly